Molecule: messenger RNA, 1631 nt
Organism: Harmonia axyridis
Lineage: Eukaryota; Metazoa; Arthropoda; Insecta; Coleoptera; Coccinellidae
Exons: 2
Coding region: 233-1393 (386 amino acids)
Biological process (GO): sensory perception of taste
Cellular component (GO): membrane; neuronal cell body; dendrite
Source: RefSeq, a predicted model, not a curated record
CACCAGUUACCCUGAUAUUCAUUCACAUAUAAAACUUUAAUUCAAAAUCGAUUUAAAACGCAAUUUCAUCACAUACCUACAUUACCCUUGUUAUUCUACAAUUUUGUUGAUUUAUUAUUCAUAAUCAGUUUUACAGGCUUCAUUUCAUGACACUUCGAAAAUAAUUAUAAAAAAUUACGGGUGUAAUAGUCUGUAUGUGUUGACAGAAUGUGUUGAGCGAAUUAUUCAAGAUAUGAAUCUGAAAUUAUCAAGAAGAGAUAUACAAUUUUUCGGAAACGUAUGUUUCCACCACGGUUUGCUCGGUUUCAUGCCGUGUUUCCUCUUCAGAGAUGGCAGCAUCGUUGAAGUUCCAAAAAUGCGAUAUUUCAGUAAUUUCGCAAUCGCCAUUUUCUUGGCCACCCAAAUAUUUUCAAUUUAUCCUAUAUACAAGUACAACUUUCCCCAUUUCGUCGGUUCACAAAUGUUGGUAUCAUUUGCUUUCAUUCUGACAAACAUAAUCUUUUACGUAUUGUGUUUCACAAACAGUACUAUAAAUCAGAGAAGAAGAUGGAAGCGAAUAAUGCAUCUGUUUUUGAAAACGGAUGUGAUUCUAGGGAAUAGAAACGAAAUGGAUUGGAACAUUUUUAAAAAUCCCAACUUGCAGUUUAUUGUAUGGCAUAUUAUUUUUAUCUUCACAAUAUUUCUUCGAAUUAGCAAUUAUAGAAAUAUGAAUCUACAGUUGGUAAUAAGUCAUAUUAUGAACUUUAUGGGGUUUUAUUACCAGUGUUUUUUCUCUAUUUUCACCUCGAAUUUAUGUUUAGCCAUAAAAUGCAGAUUCAGCGAUGGUAGGGCUCUACUUACCCGAGAAUAUCAACAAAUACACUGCUCGGACGAUUCGAAAUACAGAAUAAAGAAAAUCGUCAAGAAUGUAAAAGGUGUAUUCGAAGCCACUGAUGAACUCAUCAGAAUAUUAAGCGAUGUACUAGGGUGGCAGAUUUUGGUCAUUUUUUUCAGAUCAGUUGUAGCUAUUCUUGGGUUCGUCGAUGGUUUGGUAACAAACACUUUGAAAUCUUCUAAUAGAUCCACCAUGAUCUCUGUGUGCAUGCUCAUUGGCAAAGCAGUGUUCAACUUCUCCAUCAUAAUCUACAGCUGUCAUUCUGCUACUAGGGAAGCUGAAAAAUUAUACUACAGCUCAAAAAACCUGGAGAAAAAAUUUCACCCUCACAGCUGCGAAGCUAGAGAAUUGAAAUUUUUAUCGAUGCAACUGGAGUAUAGAUCAGUGUUUUCAGCUGCUGGUUUCAUCAACAUUGACAGCAAGACAUUGCUGAGUAUUAUCAGUAUAGUGUCAACCUAUCUCAUUGUAAUCAUCCAAUUGAACAAUGGAGUUCUUCAAUCUCCAAUACAAGGCACUUAAUUAAGCUCAUCGACAAUUUAUAAAUUUUAUUAGGAAGUAUGUAUAAUAUAAUUAUUUUCCAUUAUCAAACAGUAUUAGGGAAAUAACACCUAUUGCCAAUAAUGGCUUCAGGUUCAAGUUUUCGAAAUAUGUGUAAUGAUAUUUAAGACGUCGAAAUCGAAGUAAUAACUUUCAGCCAGCGCCAUCUUAUCAACUUCUCUGGAGUCUUCUACACCGACUAAUGAACUUCAAAGUUGCC